AAUAAAACAAAGUCACUUGCUUAAAAUCCCAAGAAAUCCCUCUUUUUAGUUUGCUCCUCCCUCUCUGCAACAACCUUUACAGUUUCUACCUUAUCCCUUCUCUACCCCUAACAAACUCUCAAAAUCACCAAAUCAUACCAUGACAGACAAAGAGAGGGCCAUUCUCUGCUUCCAGACGUUACCAAACCUAAAAACUACACACUGCUCUCUCACGGAAACCACGCACCACCGCGAACCUCUGUGGAGAAACGCGCAAUUCAGUUGCAGAAUCCGGAGUGAUGGAAGCAAUGGCAGUUUUAGUAAUUUUGCUUCAGUCUCAAUGGCAGAGAAUAAGAAAGAUAAAGGAAAUGAGUUCGCGCCGAGUACGGCUCAGCUAUUGAAGCAUCCGUUAGCAAUACUGGCUUUUGUCCCGAGAGAUGCUGCGAUUUUUGCCGCUGGAGCUGUCGCUGGUGCCGCCGCGAAGACCGUCACCGCUCCGCUUGACCGUAUUAAGCUACUCAUGCAGAUUCAUGGAGUGCGGGCCGGGAAGGAAAGUGCUAAGAAGGCAAUUGGUUUCAUUGAGGCGAUAUUAAUGAUAGGGAAAGAUGAGGGAAUCAAAGGGUAUUGGAAGGGAAACCUCCCUCAGGUGAUUCGGAUCAUACCUUAUAGUGCCGUCCAGCUCUUUGCUUAUGAAACUUACAAGAAUAUGUUUAAGGGAAAGGAUGGUGAACUCUCAGUUAUUGGCAGACUUGCAGCAGGUGCUUGUGCAGGCAUGACAUCUACUUUUGUAACAUAUCCUUUGGAUGUCCUGAGAUUACGCUUAGCAGUUGAACCUGGGUAUCGCACUAUGUCUGAGAUUGCAUUAACAAUGUUACGGGAGGAAGGAGUUGCAUCAUUUUACUAUGGUCUCGGACCUUCUCUUCUUGGCAUUGCUCCCUAUAUUGCCGUGAACUUUUGCAUUUUUGACUUGGUGAAGAAGUCAUUGCCUGAGAAAUAUCAACAGAAGACUCAAUCAUCUCUACGCGCCCCCACCCCCCCGGGGAAAAGAUACAGACGCACUCUUCUGAAACUCUAUGCAAAGGAGAAGCAUUUUCUUGUCAUGAACCAGCAAAAAACAGACUUUGAGGUCUUUGUAUCAUUCAAGGAGAUGGAAGCUAAGUUUGAGAAUUUCAUCAAGCAGCUAGAGGCAGCAAAUAAAUCUGAAGCUCCCUCGGGAAAUCUCCAUCGAAGUAUUGGGUCCUGUUUGAUUCUCAAACACCAGCAAUUGGAUUGUCAUUUCCAUGGUUAUUAUCAAAAGCCCCCUCUAGCUAUGCUUGGCAUGCGGCCUCUCCACCAGAAAAGACUUGAUGCUGGCAUAAUUCCGUUUAUCAGGCUGCUUCAGAGAUGGUCCAGUUGCAUGUGUGCUAGUCCUGCUUGA
Messenger RNA from Populus euphratica (Euphrates poplar), 1396 nucleotides. RefSeq names its product probable envelope ADP,ATP carrier protein, chloroplastic. Bases 140 to 1396 code for a protein of 418 amino acids. The transcript is spliced from 10 exons. Gene Ontology annotation, biological process: transmembrane transport. The record is from RefSeq and is a predicted model, not a curated record. NCBI's taxonomy places the organism in Eukaryota, Viridiplantae, Streptophyta, Magnoliopsida, Malpighiales, Salicaceae.